This is a messenger RNA of Magnolia sinica, 2637 nucleotides long. RefSeq names its product putative receptor-like protein kinase At3g47110. Bases 1 to 2637 code for a protein of 878 amino acids. Lineage: Eukaryota; Viridiplantae; Streptophyta; Magnoliopsida; Magnoliales; Magnoliaceae. Gene Ontology annotation, molecular function: protein kinase activity; ATP binding; protein binding. The transcript has a single exon. The record is from RefSeq and is a predicted model, not a curated record. Gene Ontology annotation, biological process: protein phosphorylation.
AUGGACCAUUCCAAUCAUCGGAACAUCUCAAGUAGAAUGGAGCUUCGAAUUAUAUGUCCAAGAACAUUUUGGUCAUUAAUCCUCCUUGCCUUCCUUCUCCCAUGUACGAAGUGCAUAGGAAUCGGUUCCCCCGCCUUAGGAAACGAGACAGAUCGACUCGCCUUGAUCGCAUUCAAGGAUCUGAUAUACGACGAUCCUUCCGGCAUCUUAAGCUCAUGGAACGAUUCCUUCCAUUUCUGCAAGUGGGAAGGAGUCACAUGCGGUCGCCGGCAUCCUCAAAGGGUCACCGCCCUGAAUCUUAUGUCCAGCGGAUUGGUGGGGCCCAUCUCACCUCACAUAGCAAACCUCACCUUCCUCAGGAGUAUCAAUCUCUCGGGCAACAGCUUCCAUGACGAAAUCCCACGUGAAUUCGGCCGGCUCUUCCGGCUACGGGUUCUUGAUCUGAGUGAUAAUGGGCUGCAAGGAGGAAUCCCUGACGACCUGUCCAAUUGCUCAGAAAUCAGACCGAUCCUUUUGGAUAAAAACAAGCUCGUUGGAAGAAUUCCCGUCAAGCUUAGCUCUCUGUCAAAGCUCGAGCGGUUGUAUCUUGGCCGUAACAAUCUCGUUGGCAACAUUCCAUCACAACUCGGGAAUCUCUCGUCUCUUGUUUCUCUCUCACUACGUGAUAACAGUUUCGAAGGAAGCAUUCCAAAUGAGUUAGGACGGUUAGUGAAGUUACAAUUCCUUCAGAUCUCUGCAAAUAAUCUGUCCGGUCUGAUUCCACCAUCAGUUUACAACCUCUCAUCCAUCAUCGGUAUCUCCAUGGUAACUAACAGACUUCAUGGGAACCUUCCAGCCAAUCUAGGUCUCACCCUUCCUAAUCUCCAAAAACUUCUCCUCAGUACAAAUGCAUUUACGGGACAGAUACCAUUUUCAUUACCCAAUGCUUCAGGAUUUUCUAUGGUUGAUUUUUCAUAUAAUAAAUUUAGUGGACCUGUGCCUGAGAAUUUGGGAAGACUGAAGGAUCUCCGUAUCCUAAAUUUAGCUAAUAAUAACGUUGGAGGUGGAGAAGGAGAAGAUGACUUGUCUUUCCUCACUUCUUUGAUCAAUUGUAGCCAUUUGGAAGUACUAGAGCUCAGUUCUAAUCAACUGAGAGGAGUACUGCCGGCCACCAUCUUCAAUCUCUCUACCCACAUGAUUGAACUAGGGUUAGGAGGAAACCCGAUAUCUGGAAGCAUCCCAACAGAUAUUAGCAACCUCUUCAAAUUAAAUAAGUUAUGGAUAUCUGAGACCUUUAUCAUGGGAACCAUUCCUAAUGGUGUUGGGAAGCUUCAAAAUUUGGAGGGCUUGUAUUUAUACAGUAACAGACUAUCAGGACGAAUCCCAUCCGCCAUCGGCAACAUUACUGGAUUGGCUAUACUCUCUUUAUACGAAAAUCGCUUGCAGGGAAGAAUCCCUUUGAGUCUUGGAAACUGUCGUCUUGAAACAUUAUCUCUCCGUAGAAAUGAGCUUAAUGGUACCAUUCCCAAAGAAGUUUUUAGUAUUCCUUCACUGGUCGAAGUUGAGAUAGGCGAGAAUCCAUUGGUUGGAUCUCUACCGUUGGAAGUUGGUAACUUGCAACGACUUCGAUAUUUGCAUGCUGCUUACAACAAAUUGACGGGUGAAAUUCCUAGCACAGUGCGGAAUUGUCUGAGCAUGGAAUUCCUUAUUUUGAGCAAUAACUUGUUUCAAGGAGCCAUUCCUCUGGGUUUGAACAACUUAAAAGGCAUUAAAUUGCUAGAUCUUUCUCAUAAUAACCUGUCUGGGCAUAUUCCAGUAACUCUGGAGAAAUUUCCUGUUCUGGAGUACUUGGAUUUGUCAUCCAAUAAUCUCAAUGGCCCAGUCCCAACUGAAGGGGUUUUCAAAAAUUCAACCAAAUUUUCAGUCCUUAGAAACAAGGAGCUUUGUGGAGGUGUCCCACAGUUACGGCUGCCAGCAUGCCCAGAGAAAGCUCCUAAGAAACAUGGAAUGUCGAUCUCUCUAAGGGUAAUAAUCUCCAUGGUCAGUGUAGUUUUGGGUUUGAUUCUUUCAUCAUUUCUCUUUGCUACACUUUUUCGGGUGAGAAGAAAGGCAAACGAGAGGCCCUUGCCUGCCUUUUCCUUAGAGGGCCAAUUUUUAAAUGUUUCUUAUGCGGAUCUCUUUAAAGCGACUGGUGGGUUCUCUUUGGAUAAUUUGAUUGGUGUGGGAAGUUAUGGUUCUGUAUACAAAGGAGUUCUAGAUCACGAUCAAACAUGUGUUGCAGUCAAAGUUUUCAAUCUACAACAACGUGGUGCUUCCAGGAGUUUCAUGGUCGAAUGUGAAGCCUUGAGAAAUAUCCGGCAUCGGAAUCUAGUUAAAAUCAUAACUGCUUGCUCAAGCAUUGAUUUUGAAGGCAAUGAAUUCAAAGCUCUAGUAUUUGAGUACAUGCCUAAUGGGAGUCUAGAAAAGUGGUUGCAUCCAAGUGUACAUGGGAAGCAAGAGUUGUGGAGCUUGAACCUUAUUCAAAGGCUAGAUAUAGCCAUUGAUGUUGCUUCUGCAUUGGAGUAUCUUCAUCACCAUUGCCACAUGCAGGUCAUUCAUCGUGAUCUAAAACCAAGCAAUGUUCUACUGGAUCCCGCUCUAAUAGCUCCGAAGAAAUAA